AUAGACUCUGACACUUGUUAAUAUUUUCACCUCUCAUCUAAACAAUUCGUUACACAAAAUGAUUAAGCCAUAAUCAUUGAUUAUUUAUUCUUCCUUGCCUUGGUGUCCUUCUUUCAUCGUCUAAUUAGUAUCAUCAAGAGCUCAACUUCUAAUCACACAGUCCAGUAUACUACUAGCUAGCCACAACUCUGAUGUUGACUUUGUACAGUCAAGAGAGCUCAUCAACAGAGAUCACCACCACCACGAGUACCGAUGCUUCCGAUAGCCGGGACGAGACUCCACCGUCUGAGACCGUCGUGAGAGAUAUUCACGCUAUGACGACCACCGAGCUUCCACGCCCACAGCAAAGAGGAGGACACUUGUCUCCGACUAGGUCUGUGAACUUUAGCGACGGAGCUUCUUCUGCCGGAGAGAACUUCACCACCGUGAGCAGAGAGUUCAACGCUCUAGUCAUCGCGGGCUCUUCCAUGGACACCAACAACAACAGCAACGGGAACAACCAAUCCAUAAGUCAUCGUGACGUCAUAAACGAGCUGACUAGGAUCAGUGAAGAUGAAGACGGUGGUGGUGGUGAUCAGCAUCAUCAGGUGCCUGAAGAAGAUACAAACCCGUGGGCGAUCGUACCGGACGGUUACGAUAACCGGGCCGGUUCGGAGAAUAUUGUGACGACGACUUCAUCAAGUGGUCAGAAUCGGAUGGUGACGGCUGCCUCGGUGCAGAGGGUGAAGAGGGAUGAGGUGGAAGCUAAGAUAACAGCGUGGCAGACGGCGAAGUUGGCUAAGAUUAAUAAUAGGUUUAAGAGACAAGAGGCUUUUAUUAACGGUUGGUUAAAUGAGCAGGUCCAUAAAGCUAACUCUUGGAUGAAGAAAAUCGAGAGGAAGUUGGAAGAAAGGAGAGCAAAGGCGAUGGAGAAAACACAGAACAAAGUAGCCAAAGCUCAGAGGAAGGCGGAGGAGAGGAGAGCGACGGCGGAAGCAAAAAGAGGUACGGAGGUUGCUAGGGUUCUUGAAGUCUCUAAUCUCAUGAGAGCCGUGGGACGACCUCCGGCCAAACGUUCAUUUUUCUCUAUCUCCUAGCUAAGCGACGUUUCACUCCAUCUCCAAGUAUUUCUUUUUCUUGUGUAUAAAUAAUAUAUAUAUGCUAUAAACGUACCAUAUUAUACUGGGAAUCAAUGUGUAUAAAUAGAAUGUAAUAUCUAUUGUAUGUUUUCCACAUAAGGUUAUUAGCUUACAUGUAUCGUUUUGUCAUUCCAAAACUAGAGCACUAGUUGGGGGAAUUUUAUCAAACUCUGAGAUGCCUGGUUUGAAUAAAUUGUAACUAGACUAGGAUGAUUAUUCUUUUAUACUUUUCAUACCUAUCCUAUUAUAUUUUAUGAAAGUUGAAAUGUAAUAGUGCGAAAUGUGAAAUGUGAACUAAAUGAUCUCUUUUUCAGAGAUCUCA
This is a messenger RNA of Brassica oleracea var. oleracea, 1440 nucleotides long. RefSeq names its product remorin. The transcript has 2 exons. The coding region runs from base 192 to 1076 and encodes 294 amino acids. The record is from RefSeq and is a predicted model, not a curated record. NCBI's taxonomy places the organism in Eukaryota, Viridiplantae, Streptophyta, Magnoliopsida, Brassicales, Brassicaceae.